Messenger RNA from Oppiella nova, 1284 nucleotides. NCBI's taxonomy places the organism in Eukaryota, Metazoa, Arthropoda, Arachnida, Sarcoptiformes, Oppiidae. The record is from the annotation of a GenBank genome assembly.
AUGACUUUCAAACUACUGGUGUGUUUUGCACUGUUGGCCAUACAGUGUGCGGUGGGACGGGAUGACGGACUGUUGCUUCUGGAGAAGUUCAGAGUCCGCCUGUCUGACCGGCGGCUACCAAUGUUUCUAUUGGGUUAUGUUUACGUCAUGGUCGACGACACCUGGAGCGAAAUGCAAAGGGAUUCAAAGAACCGACUGGUGCCCCAUAAGGAGCGCUUCCCCAGUGGUAUAAAAGGGCUGGCAGAUUAUGUCCACUCAAAGGGCCUCAAAAUAGGUAUUUAUGGUGAUGUCGGGCCCAGGACCUGCGGCGGAUAUCCGGGAUCGAAUGGAAAGAAUGACUCUGGUGACUAUUACGACAUCGACGCCAAGACAUUCGCCGAGUGGGGGAUCGAUGCACUCAAGUUUGACGGCUGUGAUGAAGACACCAAACGCUUCGACGACUUGUACCCCAAAAUGGGUAAACUCCUCAACGCAACAGGCCGUCCAAUGGUCUACAUCUGCGAGUGGCCUCUGUAUCAAAAGAACGCUAAUUAUUCAGCGGUAGCCAACACUUGCCAUGUGUACAGAAACGCUGGCGAUAUCCAGCAGACGUGGCAAUCCGUUCAGUCUAUUAUCAACUUUUAUGGCGAUAACAAUGAUUUGUUCAGCAAAUAUAGUGGACCAGGACAUUUCUUUGACCCAGGCCGUCCAAUAGUCUACAUCUGCGAGUGGCCUCUGUAUCAAGAGGACGCUAAUUAUUCAGCGGUGGUCGACACUUGCCAUGUGUUCAGAAACUAUGGCGAUAUCACUCAGACGUGGCAAUCCAUUCUGCCAACUAUCAACUUUUAUGGCGAUAACAAUGCUUUGUUCAGCAAAUAUAGUGGACCAGGACAUUUCUUUGACCCAGACAUGAUAGUAGUGGGCGACUACGGUAUGUCCCACGAGCAGAGUCGCACCCAAAUGGCGAUGUGGGCCAUGUUUUCGGCUCCUCUUUACAUGUCUAACGACUUGAGAGAGAUCUCUCCCGAAGACAAAAAGGUGUUACAAAACAAGGCUAUAAUUGCUGUCAAUCAGGACAAGAAUGGCAUUAUGGCUAAACGUGUCUCAAAAGCAAACUGGGAACAGGUUUGGACCAAAAAGGUUGAGCCGCAGGUAAACGGCCAGUGGUCUUACGCUGUCGUCUAUAUGGAUAGCGACGGAAUCGGAGACAAACAUUACAUGUCACAAAAGGUGUCGACUUUGAUCCCUGAGGCUAAACCUACCACUGAAUACGUGGUGCACGACCUGUUCCAAGAUGAAGGCAAA